GGGAUUUGAUUGGCUGAGUCCUGAGUCCAUCAAGCCGCGUCUCAGCCAGUCCCGACCAAGGGCGGCGCCGCUUCGCUAGUCUUCUGGUGUCGUCUGUGGGGAAUGCGGGAUAUGGUCGGUUCCUUCUAAGUGCGUCAGUGUUCGUCGUUCCUCGCCGUGUGGUUUGUAGAUGUGUUCGGUACCGGGACCGAUAUGACCCAUACGCUGCCGUCUUAACAUGACUCGGCUGGGUUCGAGCCGUCGCCCCGCAGUACCGCCGGCGGAUGGGCGUCCGCGCUGCUGAAGCUGUUCCGUCGCGCGCACAAAGCCCGUGAGCGGGUCCCGUGUCGGCGCAGAGAAGGGUUAGGGGUUAGGGUUAGAGUUAGGGGGUUAGGGGUUAGGGGGUUAGCGCUGCGCUGGUGAUGCGCCAACAUGUCCGGCAACCAGUACAAAGGCCACGAAGUCAGCUGCUGCAUCAAGUACUUCAUAUUCGGAUUCAACAUACUGUUCUGGCUGCUGGGCAUGGCCUUGGUUGGAAUCGGACUGUGGGCAUGGAGUGAAAAGGGAGUGCUCUCCAACAUCUCCUCCAUCACAGACCUGGGGGGCUUAGACCCGGUCUGGCUCUUCAUGGUAGUUGGGGGAGUCAUGUUCAUCCUUGGCUUUGCUGGAUGCAUAGGAGCGCUACGAGAAAACACAUAUCUUCUAAAGUUUUUCUCUGUGUUUCUGGGCAUCAUCUUCUUUUUGGAGUUGACCACUGGAGUCUUGGCCUUUGUCUUUAAGGACUGGAUCAAAGACCAGCUGAACUUGUUCAUCAACAACAACAUCCGGGCGUACCGGGACGACAUCGAUCUCCAAAACCUCAUAGACUUCACUCAGGAAUACUGGGAGUGCUGUGGUGCGUUCGGGGCAGACGACUGGAAUCUCAACAUCUAUUUCAACUGCACCGACGGCAACCCGAGCAGGGAAAAGUGUGGCGUGCCCUUCUCCUGCUGCACCAAAGACCCGGCGGAGGACGUGAUCAACACACAGUGUGGCUAUGACGUACGAGCUAAACCGGACUCGGAGCAGAAGGACCACAUCAAUGUGAAGGGCUGCGUUCCACAGUUCGAGAAGUGGCUUCAGGACAACCUCAUGCUGGUGGCUGGGAUCUUCAUAGGAGUUGCCCUGUUGCAGAUUUUCGGGAUAUGCUUGGCGCAAAAUCUCGUGAGUGACAUCGAGGCUGUGCGGGCGAGCUGUUUCUUUACCUAGUGCCGCCAUCGUGUUCACCCUCUCAGAAGGUCUCUGCGGCCAGGCUGAGCACCGCGGCUUGUUCAGGUGGAUCCUGCAGAACAAGACAAGAAACAGAAAUCCACUGCUCACCUGCACCAUUCGUUCGCUGAACCAGCACCUUUUCAAUGCACUGGCACCACGUUGUGAAUAUUGUUAAUAUAGGAAAAUGAGCGGCAUGGGGUGGAGGCUUCCACGUGCACUUCUAUGCCGGUCAUCACAGUGCUCCAGGUUUGAUAGCUGCACGUAGCGUGUAGACUUUUUGAUACGUGUUUUUGAUAUUAGAUUGGUAUUUUGCACUGUGAGGCUGAAGCUCUGUCUGUCACCAAAAUGGAUUGUGUAGGACUUGUGAUGUAGUAGUAGUCGUCUCUCAACAAGUUUUGGAUCGGGGCCGUCGGAAAGGAAGCGAGGACAAGUUUUGUUUUUAUUUGGAAGUUCUCUGUUCGCGUCUUCACGUUCGGCUCCUGUCAGGAACCGUGGCGCUGAAGAGAGGAGAGUGUUCGUCACGGAAAUGUUGUAUCGGUUUCACACUUAAAGGCAGCUUGUGUAAAGAUGUUUGUGCAAUACAAGACAUCACAAUAGCAGAGACAUUUCCGUUGCGUCUUCGCUUCUUGUUUUUGCGGCAAAAAAAGGGUUUAUUGACAAAUCCGAGUGAAAAACAUGCACUGGCCUCCUGUAAACGGGUGUAUUCACGAGAAGUCACACUUUGGGGGGAAAGACAUUAUACACCAAUGCGUAUUUUGUGAUUUCUGUUGUGGUUGAUGUGAAGUACUUAUUUCCAAAUCAGUGGUUUCCAACCUGGGGGUCCCGACCGCCACUAGGAGGCGCCAAAGCUCCAUGGGUGGUCGCGAAGCCCUCCUGAUUUUAACGGUCUAAGGGUUUUAUAUAUAUAUAUAUA
This is a messenger RNA of Lampris incognitus (smalleye Pacific opah), 2143 nucleotides long. It is a transcript of the gene tspan5a, whose product is annotated as tetraspanin 5a. Gene Ontology annotation, cellular component: membrane. Gene Ontology annotation, biological process: regulation of vascular endothelial growth factor signaling pathway; protein localization to plasma membrane; protein maturation. Bases 412 to 1227 code for a protein of 271 amino acids. The transcript is spliced from 10 exons. The record is from RefSeq and is a predicted model, not a curated record. NCBI's taxonomy places the organism in Eukaryota, Metazoa, Chordata, Actinopteri, Lampriformes, Lampridae.